AUGCCCUCCAUUGCUGGCAGCGAUGCCUACAUCGACUCGUGGCGGGCUAUGGGAAGUAUUGGGGUUGUGUUCCAUGGAGGAAUCCCCACAUCGCCAGCCCCGCCUACCUCCACCGUUCUCCGCCCCGUGUUCCCCUCCGUCCCUUCCCCGAGGCUCGGAAUCCCCACCUCCAGCGGCCACGGCAUCCACUCUGCAAGAAAGGUGAAGGCAGUGGCUAUGUACUCACAGGAUCCUUUGAGCGUUGCUGCAGAUAGCUUGGCAAAUAUGCUUGUGGGGUUGCAGUAA
Miscanthus lutarioriparius is the source of this 285-nucleotide messenger RNA. The record is from the annotation of a GenBank genome assembly. Lineage: Eukaryota; Viridiplantae; Streptophyta; Magnoliopsida; Poales; Poaceae.